GUCAAGAAAAGAAGAACAAACUCCUUACCACAGUUGCCUCUGUCGCAGAUCUCGUAUAGACGUGUUUCUGAACUAUCCAAGAUUGGUGACAUCAAACCAUGCUUUGUACCAUCAGCAGAAUCAUGCACUGACGACAAUGGUUAUUACAUUGCGGAAAUUGGUGACUAUUUUGCGAACGGACGCUUCAAGAUCUUGUCAAUAUUAGGACAGGGGACUUUUGGGAAAGUCAUCAAAGCCUUAGAUUGCCAGACCAAUGAAACAGUGGCCAUAAAGAUAGUGAGAGCAAUACCCAAAUAUCGUGAGGCUUCAAAGAUUGAACUUCGUGUUUUGACCACGUUGAAAAAGGCUGAUCCUGAGAACUUGAAUCACUGUAUUCACCUUCGUGAAGUUCUUGACUAUGAAAACCACAUCUGCAUCAUUACAGAUUUACUUGAUAUCUCCUUAUACGAAUUUCUCCAGUCGAACAAGUUCAAACCGUUCCCAGGUUCACAGAUUCAGGCAAUCACUAGACAGUUGGUUAGAUCUGUUGCCUUUCUUCAUGACUUGAAAUUGAUCCAUACCGAUCUCAAACCAGAGAAUAUCCUUCUAGCGUCUGCCGAUGCGCUGAAACAUCGCAGACUUCUCGUGCUGAAAGACCCAGUGAUCAACAUUAUUGAUUUUGGCUCCGCGGUAUUUGACGAUGAAUAUCAUUCAGAAUUGGUUUCUACUCGUCAUUAUCGUGCACCUGAGAUUGUCCUUGGAAUAGGCUGGUCCUUUCCAUGUGAUAUGUGGAGUUUGGGAUGUAUUCUAGUUGAGCUCGUCACUGGUGAAGCGCUUUUCAACACACAUGAGAAUUUGGAACAUCUGGCGAUGAUGCAAAAGAUCUUGGAUCAGAAGAUUCCAUCUCACAUGGUUCGUCGGGUUGAAAAGCAAUCUGUUAAAGAUUUUUUCCUCAAAUCGGGUUCAACUUACCUACUCCAUUAUCCAAAUGCCAAAACCGAGCAGAAGAGCAUCGAUGCAGUUAGUAAGGUUAAAAGACUGGACCAUUGGAUCUGUUCAAAGCUGAAAUUGAAAGUUAAGAUCAACAUGCAUGAGUCCCUUGAAUCCAAUUGGAAAACUAACGUUUCCAAGAUGGCUGAUUUGGACUAUGAAGCAUUCCAAUUUUGGUUUUACUUUAUCGAUUUGGUUAGACAGUUGUUGAGGUACGACCCAAGCAAACGUAUAACUGCGAUCCAAGCGAUGGAACAUCCAUGGUGGGAUUUUGGUAUCAUUGAUGAGGCAACA
This is a messenger RNA of Williopsis jadinii, 1263 nucleotides long. RefSeq names its product serine/threonine protein kinase KNS1 (gene KNS1). Gene Ontology annotation, cellular component: nucleus. The transcript has 2 exons. Gene Ontology annotation, biological process: protein phosphorylation. NCBI's taxonomy places the organism in Eukaryota, Fungi, Ascomycota, Saccharomycetes, Phaffomycetales, Wickerhamomycetaceae. Gene Ontology annotation, molecular function: ATP binding; protein kinase activity. The record is from RefSeq and is a predicted model, not a curated record. The annotation marks the transcript as partial.